Messenger RNA from Trichomonas vaginalis G3, 768 nucleotides. RefSeq names its product phage tail repeat-like family. The transcript has a single exon. Bases 1 to 768 code for a protein of 255 amino acids. NCBI's taxonomy places the organism in Eukaryota, Parabasalia, Trichomonadida, Trichomonadidae. The record is from RefSeq and is a predicted model, not a curated record.
AUGAAUAUCGAAGGUCAUGUCAGAAACUUUGAAACACAUGAACUACCAGCAAUGUUAGAUAAAAAAGCAGACAAGAACCAUACACAUGAUUUCUUCACAACUGUUGCUAUAGAAAGUAUUGAAGGAACGGUUGAAGGAACUGGUGGGGAUGCAUUAUAUUGUAAACCUCCUAACUUUCCACAAGGUUUAACAUCGGAUGACGACAUAACGACGAUGAGAAACAUUAGAUGUAAAGAUGUUUAUGUCAUGAAGGAUGAACAUAAUAUUAAAUUCACUGCUCAAGAUUUAUAUGACAAGAAAGCAGACAAAACAGAGCUUCAAACAUUAAAGACUCAGAUUCUUCAAACAUUAUAUCCUAUAGGUUCUAUUUAUACGUCAAUGAACUCAACAAAUCCAGCAACAGUUUUAGGUUUUGGUACAUGGCAGCAGAUUGUAGACAAAUUCUUAUACUGUGCUAACUCUUCAAAGCAAACAGGAGGUUCGAAGAAAAUUACUGAAGCAAACCUUCCACCGCACACUCAUACAGGAACUACAAACUUUUCUGGCGACCAUAGCCACUCAUUAAGAGACCAUCCAUUAUACAACUCAGAAUAUAAAGCUGGCAAUGACGUUUUAUCUCCAUCUUAUAACAAUUCAGCAAAAAAGACUUUUCGACCAACUGAACCAGGAGGAAAUCAUGCCCAUACUUUCACAACAAAUCCAACAGGCUCGGGUGCAGAUUACAUGCCACCAUUUGUGACUGUAUUUGCAUGGUACCGCGUUCAAUGA